AUGGCCAACCUCCACUCUUACCACGAUGAAGCUGGCAAAUCUUCAUCGCAAACUAGUCUUACUCAAUUCAUUUGUGAACGGAAAUUUCGUCGUGGUGCCGUUAUUCGCAACCGUGUAUUUGAAAGCAGCGACAUGAAUGAAGAAGCUAUUACUUACGAUGAAUUCUGUUCACGGUUGGGAGGAGCAUCUAAUCAACAAACCGAAGCACAUAUGGCCGUGGAACGGGACGACGAAGAUUCUUCUCGAGAUAUGAAAACGCAUUCUUAUGUUCAGAGAUGGCGCAAGAACAUCAACUUCAGAGUAGAAAUUGGACCUCCCGUUUCUCCGCUUAUUGCGACUGAAUUUCCGUCUUCCCCUGUGGCCGUCAUCCAUCCAUCCUCUUUAAGAAUGUCAUGGACUCCCAAUUAUGACGUUGCCCGAAUGGCAAUGACAUCUUCUCCCGAACUCGCGAGCCCCUCGAUGGUCGACAAACCCACCCGAUUCUAUGAUCUUUACGAUGCCGAGCUCGAACAACUGAUAGACGAAGCCUCCGAAAGCCAGUCUUCAUCCGGGACUUCUGACUCAGACACGAUCUCGGUGUAUGUUCCUCCAGCUGCUACAACGUCAACGCGGCCUCAAAGCAAACAGAAAGCUCUAAAGUCCGCCAUGCGAUGGCUUCCAAAAAGAAUCAAAUACACAUUUCUGUCUACGGCUGCCGGCCGUAGCCUUCGACGUUGA
Marasmius oreades (fairy-ring Marasmius) is the source of this 717-nucleotide messenger RNA. RefSeq lists its product as uncharacterized. The transcript has 4 exons. The coding region runs from base 1 to 717 and encodes 238 amino acids. The record is from RefSeq and is a predicted model, not a curated record. NCBI's taxonomy places the organism in Eukaryota, Fungi, Basidiomycota, Agaricomycetes, Agaricales, Marasmiaceae.